AUGGCGCGCUCUCUGCCCCCGUACACGUGGAAGAGCGGCUACGCUGUCCCUGCCGGCGAGGGGGCGACGGCGCCAUGGGCCGACGAAAAGCAUUUCGGCGACGAGACCGGCGAGAGGGCGCAUUACCGGCUACCCGUGGAGGGGGAGAAGCUGACGUCGACAGUCGGGAAUAGCUUCGGCAUCGCACAGCUGCGCAGCUGGCCCGACGUGUACAAUGGGACCGAAGCGGGGCAGGAGAAACCGGCGUGGUGGAAGCCCGAGACCGAGGUUGACGUUCUCAUCUGCGGAGCUGGUCCGUUUGGGUUGGAGGUGGCCAUGAACCUGGCGAGGCAGGGCAUCAGCUUCAGGAUUGUCGACAAGGCAGCUACACCGUGCCUGUCGGGCAGGGCAGACGGGCUGCAGCCUCGGGCAGUGGAGUACCUGCAGUCUUGGGGGGUUGGGCACGAGACAGCCGAGGUGGGCCCGCUGCUUGACUCAACGGUGCUGUACCGCAACGGCGUCAAGCUCUUCCACGACCACAGCUCGACGUGCGACUCGCGCUUCAAGGGCAUCCACAUCAUCACCCAGGGCCAGAUCGAGAAGAUAUACAUCCGCGACCUGCUGCGCCACCGCGCCCUCGUCGAGCGCUGCACCACCGUCGACAGCUUCCAAGUCCAUGAUGAGCCUGCAACCAAGUCCCACCCCGUUACCGCGACCUUGAAGAAUGUCCAAACCGGUACUACCGAAACCGUCCGCGCACGCUACCUCAUCGGGGCCGAUGGCGCGUCGAGCAAGAUCCGCGAGAAGCUCGAGAUCCCCUUCGAUGGCCUCGCUACCGAUUGCUUCUGGGCCAUCAUGGACUGCCAGUUCAAGACAGACUUUCCCUACAUUCUGGGUUUCUGCAUCCUCAUCAGCCCGGAACACGGCGGCUGCAUCGUAAUUCCGCGAGAGGACGGCCACACUCGAUUCUACGUCCAGAUCACGGGCGAAACCGCCGCCAAGAUUGCGGCGGCGCGGAAGAAUCUGAAGAACGGAAAUCGGUCGACAGUCGGUGAGACGCAGGUCCACAACCACACCGUCACGCCCGAAGAGGCGCUGCAGCACCUCAACAAGAUCAUUGCGCCUUGGACUGCCGAGUUUGCGUCUGCCAUGAGCUGGUUUGCCGUGUGGCGAGUCAACGAACGCGUGGCGAGGUCCUACUCGACGCCCGACCAGCGCGUCCACAUCGGCGGCGACGCAGCACACGUGCACAGCGUGCUGGGCGCGUUUGGGCUAAACUCGUCCAUUUACGACGCCGCCAACCUGGGCUGGAAGCUGGGGCUGAGCAUCAAGGGCCACGCAAGGGCGGCGGCGGUGCUGCCGACGUACGACUCGGAGCGGCGACUGUUCGCAAACCGCGUGAUCCGCGUGUCGGGCGCGUACCUGCGCUUUAUCUGCAACCUCAACCUGCCGCUGGCCGAGCUGCGUGGGCUCGACGCCAAGAUCGAGGUCCACGACGAGAAUAUGCCGGCCCUCGACGGCUCCGCUGACGCCGAUCUGCGCUUCCUAUACUCGUUCUUCGGGCGCAACGCGAAAUUCCUGCUCGGUGUCGAGGGGCCUAUCGUCGCCUCCCCCAUCUGCCCGCCUGACAAUGUUGUGGCCACGGGCAAGGCCUCGACGACGACGACGACGAUGACGACGGCUAGGCCGACAAGCUUGCUCAACGGCGUGCGCGCGCCGAGCCCGCGCGUGUGCUUCGGCGCGAGCUCGACGGGGUACCUGUACGACGGCAUGACGGGCGUCGACCGGUUCCACAUCCUCAUGUUCGCGUCGGACCUGCAGGGCAGCGUGCGAGGGCGCGUGGCGCAGCUUGCACGAGCCGGGUUCGGCGCGGGCGGCUUCUACGAGCGCUUUGGCGGGCGCGACCGAUUCAACGUGCUGCUCGUGGUCAAGGCGCUGCCGCACGAGGUGGUAGGAGAGGGGUCGUUGUUGGCGGCUGGGCCCGACGAGCCGGAGUUGGCGCGCCUGCUGGAUGUCGCUACGUUUGUCUACGACGACCGUGCCCCUGACGAGGAUGCGCAUUACUGGUAUGCUGUCAACCAUGCUCGGGGCGCCGUCGUUGUCGUCCGCCCUGAUCUCGUCGUCGGCAUGAGCGCCUGGCCAGAGGACACGGCGGCCGUUGACAAGUAUUUCUCGGGCUUUUUGGUCGAGACUCUGCCCAACUAG
This is a messenger RNA of Lasiosphaeria miniovina, 2184 nucleotides long. Its product is annotated as FAD binding domain-containing protein. Bases 1 to 2184 code for a protein of 727 amino acids. The record is from RefSeq and is a predicted model, not a curated record. The transcript is spliced from 7 exons. Gene Ontology annotation, molecular function: oxidoreductase activity; FAD binding. Lineage: Eukaryota; Fungi; Ascomycota; Sordariomycetes; Sordariales; Lasiosphaeriaceae.